Messenger RNA from Penicillium nucicola, 801 nucleotides. RefSeq names its product putative actin cytoskeleton protein (VIP1) (gene vip1). The transcript has 3 exons. Gene Ontology annotation, molecular function: RNA binding. The record is from RefSeq and is a predicted model, not a curated record. The coding region runs from base 1 to 801 and encodes 266 amino acids. NCBI's taxonomy places the organism in Eukaryota, Fungi, Ascomycota, Eurotiomycetes, Eurotiales, Aspergillaceae.
AUGUCUACUCCAGCUACCGUUCAUGUUUCGGGCAUCUCGCCCGCAACCUCCGAGAAGGAGGUUCGCGACUUCUUCAGCUUCUGUGGCAAGAUUGUCUCUCUGUCUGUCACCCCCGUUUCAUCCGAGGCCGACGCCCACAAGUCCGCGUCAGUGACUUUUGAGAAGGAGGCAGCUGCUAAGACUGCCCUCCUCCUGGACCAAACCCAAUUGGGAACCUCUGCCGUGCACGUCGAAGCCGCCCACAACAUCGACGAUCUUGCCGGCUCCAACACCACCACCGCCGACACCAAGGAAGAUGAGGAUAAUAUCCCUCAGGAGGACAAGCCCCGCUCUCGCAUUGUCGCCGAGUACCUUGCCCACGGCUAUGUCCUGAGUGACAAUGCCAUCACCAAGGCGAUCGCCCUGGACCAGAAGCACGGCUUCACCAACCGCUUCACAUCGGCCCUGAGCAACUUCGACAAGAAGUACAACGCCACCGAGCGUGCCAAGGGCAUUGACCAGAGCUACAAUAUCAGCACCAAGGCCACCAGUGGCUGGCACGGUCUGAGCUCUUACUUCGAGAAGGCGCUUGAGCACCCCACCGGCCAGAAGAUCCGCGAUUUCUACGCCCAGACUGAUAAGCAGGUGCGCGAUAUCCACUCUGAAGCUCGUCGCUUGGCAGACCUCAAGCAGGGCAAGACUGGUGAAUCUGAGGGUUCCGCUGCUGCGGCUGCCACUGAGACCCCUGCUCCUGUUGCUGCUGGUGGUGCUCCCGCCUCUGAGUCUAUUGCCGCUGUUCCUCCCCAGGAGCCCAAGGCUUAG